AUGUUUACGAAAGCUUUCAACGGUGCGUUAAAGUCGCGCAGUCGAAAUUUUAGACUCAUACGACCACUAAAUAUUCAUUUAAGAUAUGAGUCAAGCUCAUCCAGCCCUCCACAGCCAGCUACACUUGGUAAAAAGAAGCUGACAUUGCUUGAGCAACAGCAAAAGCAGCAGAAAGAGAAAGAAGAGAAAUUGAAGGCCGAUGAGCAAGCACAAUCUCGUACAAGUGCAGAAGGUAACAGUUCAAAUAAAAGCGAAAGCAAUAGUAUUCAAAAGAAAAUAAUAAAGGAAGGGUUCAGUAAUAUCAUUAAAGUUCCGGAUACCGAUCACAUACUUCCGCAGGAUAUUCUGUUAGAUAAGUUAUUUCAAGGAUAUGGGCCGUUGACGGUUCCAAUUCAGCCACAGAAAUUUAGGAAGAAGUCACGGACGGUACUUUGUGUUGAACUUGAUCAAGGCGAUGAUCCAUUUGAUGCGCAAUACCAAGAAGACUAUGAUGAGGGAUAUCGGUCACCAUUUGCAUUUAAUCUCAAGGGCGAAUCACCGAGAUUCGAAAUUUCAGAUCACAGUUUUAAUGAGGAGGAGACCAUCCCUGAUGAUUUCGAGAGCGACAUAGAUAAUGAUCCUGAGGAAACAGAGGAGUUGAGUUUACUAGAUAAAUAUUUUAAGGCCAGCAAGAGAUCCCAUGGACGCAAAAGAUUUGUGUUUAGUAAGAGCAAACCGGAUAAAGAAGACGAGGAAAGUUAA
Brettanomyces bruxellensis is the source of this 741-nucleotide messenger RNA. RefSeq lists its product as uncharacterized. Bases 1 to 741 code for a protein of 246 amino acids. The transcript has a single exon. The record is from RefSeq and is a predicted model, not a curated record. Gene Ontology annotation, cellular component: mitochondrion. NCBI's taxonomy places the organism in Eukaryota, Fungi, Ascomycota, Pichiomycetes, Pichiales, Pichiaceae.